Pectinophora gossypiella (pink bollworm) is the source of this 3787-nucleotide messenger RNA. Its product is annotated as putative inorganic phosphate cotransporter. Gene Ontology annotation, molecular function: transmembrane transporter activity. Gene Ontology annotation, biological process: monoatomic anion transport; transmembrane transport. The coding region runs from base 462 to 2021 and encodes 519 amino acids. The transcript has 8 exons. The record is from RefSeq and is a predicted model, not a curated record. NCBI's taxonomy places the organism in Eukaryota, Metazoa, Arthropoda, Insecta, Lepidoptera, Gelechiidae.
AAGACCUUUUAUCAAUAGUGCAUGAAUUUAAUGUAUUGAAUACAGAUUACUUGGUAUUACCGAGUGCAGUCCGUUUAUAAGUGCAGUGAUUGUACAGUUCAAAUAAAUAUAACAGCAAGCAAUGUAUAAAAUAUAAAUAAAUAACUACUUAGAUUUAUUGUGUAAAAUAAGCACGUUUUCUUUUUAAAGUUUGCGUAGGUAAAUUUGUAACGCAUCAGUGAUCGUUUUACCUGGAAGUGACUUAUAAUUUAUGGAGGCCAGGAAACGUUUAGUUCAACGGGAAAGUCAUAAAAACAAAGUUUUUAUAAAGCGUUGUUUCCAAUUGCGCUAUUGAACAUUUUGAAUAUAGUAUGUCUAAUAUUUUAGUCCCUGUGGCUGAAGAUAUCUCGUGUUAAACCUUUCUAUAACAUUUGUUUGUGUAAUCAAAAGUUUUCCAAUAAAGAGUGAAUGAUAGUUAGAAGAUGAAUACAUUGGCCAAGGUUCUGGCCAACUCUGUGCCUACUCUGUAUGAGAAGCAUGGCCCGUCGACAUCAGAAUGGACACCGCUGAUCAACAAACCUAGAGCGUUUUCUAUUUCUUCAGUAUUCGUGAUACCACAACGAUGGGUGAUGGCGGUGAUGGGUUUCCUAGCUGUGGCUAACGCGUACACGAUGCGCGUGUGUCUUAACAUCGCGAUCACGCAGAUGGUGCGCCGGCGCGCGCACUCGGCCGGCGUCGACGACGGGUCCUGCCCCGGCGAUAUUGACGUCAUCACAAGUGACGACACGGAGAUAAGCGGUUUCGACUGGGACGAAGAGACUCAGGGCAUCAUUUUGAGUUCGUUCUACUACGGGUACAUAGUGACGCACUUACCUGGUGGCAUGCUGGCCGAGAGGUUUGGAGGGAAGUACUCCUUGGGUUUCGGAGUGCUGAGCACUGCUGUGUUUACUCUCCUCACUCCGUGGACCGUCAAUAUGGGAGGCGCCACUGGAUUGAUCGUGCUCAGAGUCUUGGAAGGCCUUGGGGAGGGCACCACAUUCCCCGCCCUAAACGCGAUGCUAGCACGCUGGGCGCCGGUAUCCGAACGAGGGCGGAUGGGUUCUCUAGUCUUCGGAGGCGCACAGAUCGGCAACAUUGCCGGCACUUACUUGUCCGGGCUGGUGAUGAAGGAGACUGGUGGCUGGGAGUCCGUGUUCUACUUGUUCGGGGCUAUUGGAAUACUCUGGUUCAUUCUUUGGGCGCUCCUAUGCUACAACGACCCGGAGUCGCACCCGUUCAUCUCGGACAAGGAGAAGAAGUACCUAGAGGAGGCUCUCGGCAGACAUCAGAACAGUCAGCCCUCGGCAAUACCCUGGAAAGCCAUCUUCAUGUCAGUCCCGCUUUGGGCGCUAGUUUGUGCACAGAUUGGCCACGACUACGGCUACUUCACGAUGGUGACAGACCUUCCAAAGUACAUGACGGGAGUCUUAAAAUUCGACAUCCACCGUACAGGGACCCUGGCCGCGUUGCCGUACGUGGUAAUGUGGAUCAGUUCCAUCGUCUUCGGAUGGAUGUGCGACAAGAUCGUCAAGAGGAACUGGCUUACCGUCACCAAUGCUAGGAAGACCUUCACUACUAUUGCAUCUGUGGGCCCAGGAAUCUGCAUGAUCCUGGCUUCCUACUCAGGCUGCAACGCGGAGACCGUGGUGAUCCUAUUCACUGCCUCCAUGGGUCUGAUGGGGGCCUUCUACCCUGGCAUGAAAGUCAAUGCCCUGGACCUGAGCAGCAACUAUGCUGGGACUAUCAUGGCGAUUGUCAACGGAAUUGGAGCCAUCACUGGUAUCAUUGCGCCGUUCUUGGUUGGACUGCUUACUCCUGAUAGCACACUAGUCCAAUGGCGUUUAGUUUUCUGGAUAACGUUGGCCGUGUUCAUUCUCACGAACCUAGUAUUCGUUGCGUGGGCGUCAGGAGACGAACAGUGGUGGAACAAAACAUCCCAGGACCCCAAGAAACAACAAGAAGUCGAAGCCAACCGCUCAGUCAACGCAGAAGUGAAAUUGUAAGACAGAGACGGACUAUUUAGGAAUUAAAUUACAUAUGAGUGAGAAGGAUGAAUAGAAAUUUGUUCAUACAGAUUUAAGAGGAAUUAUGAAUUUCGAAUACUCGAAAAGUACAAGUCUUUUUGUAGAACCGUUUGAGAUUCUCCGAAUCAGCCAGUGUUGUGAUAGUGAUAUUGUAAAUAGUUAUCGAUAUCGGCAUACGUAACCUAAUUAUUAAAAUAAUCGAUUACGCUGAAAUCGAUAUUAGAUAGGACAUGUUUACGUACUCCUAUUGUUAUUUAAGACUAACUUGUUGAAGAUUGUACCUAUAGUAAGUAAGUAGUGUUAUUUAAAAAGUAUUAUAAUGUGAAUAAAUGGAAUUAAACAAUGUUACGUAUCUCGAAUAGACGGAGGCACUUUCUAAAUAUGUAUUUUGUUCACUUAUGAAUUGACGUGUGAAAUUAAACAAGAAAGGCUGUGAGCAAAUUGUAUUUAGAUAAUUUUAGCUUACAUAUUAGGUUUCGAAGUGCACUCGUGCCAUUUCAAAGAUCUGUAUUGUUACAUGAAUACAUUAAAGUUUUAAUACUUUCCCGCCUUAUUACAAAAUUAAGACUAAAUAUAAUUCCAAAUGUAAAUAAAAACCGCGCCACGAAAGAAGUAAAAAAAAAACAAAAAAAAAAGAAUAAGAAGAAGUUUAUUAAAGAAGUCUCCGCCGCGGCGCUAGUGUCGCAGAUUCUGCAUAGAACGAUUAUAACUUGUCAAUUAGUUCCAUUAAAAUCCAUGGUCUUCAUCAUGGUGCGGCCUGUAUAUUAAACCUGUAGAGCUGUCAUGCGCAAUGUGAUACGUACAAUGUAAUUUUAUCGAUUCUGACGACAUAAUUGUCGUUUUGUCGAUUGGUGCUAAUGUGUGAACCCAAAUAAAUCAUGUCGUUCUGUCAAAGUACGAUAUGACGCGGCAAGCAUGUUAGAGAAAAAAACAAACUUAUCGAUUUCGACAAAAUUUAUUGAAUCGAUCGAUAGUUUUAUUACGUUGCGCAUGUUAGCCCUGAUGGUAUUAGUCUUCGUUUUGUAAUGUAGUGGUAAAUAACUACUGUAAACUAAUUUUAUUAAUAUUCGGUUAUACGGUCACGAGCAUUAAUAUGUAUGUAUACACUUUGGUACCAUGUCACAUUAACUUUUUUGACAAAUUGAACUGUAAGUCUCACUAAAUGUCAAAUAUGUUAGUGCGACAGAGUCCUAAAGUGGGUACAUUAAAUUGCUCAUAACUGUACUAUAAAUGAGGCUAAUAAUACCUAUCUGUAGCAAUUUUAAAUAAAAGUAUUACACUCGAUAAAAAUCGAUUCCAAAGAGGAAUAAAAUGUGUGUGACUCUGGCCACAAUCAUUAUUGAAUAGUGUUUUCAUUAUAGAAAUGUUUAAUAGGCAUUUAAUUAGUGCCCUUCUCUAGCCGAAUAUUUAUGAAGUUAUAAAUAUGAAUGUGUGUCUUCAAAUUAGGUAAGCGGACCCCGUCAUAACAGGAUAACGCUGAACAAGAAACGCGGGAGAAAGAUGAAAAUGAUGAUAAAUAUGAAUGUGUGCAGAUGUGAACCGAAUUCUUUCCAAAAGCUGUAUGUACGUAUGUAUAAUAAUCAUACAAUGGCCCUGAUUCCUGCAGAUACCUAAUUUUAUUUUAAGUUAUACCUGACAUUUUCUUAUCCGCCGAAAAGGAAAGGGACGGGUAAUCGGCAAGCAUAAAAUUUAUGGAACACACGUCAAUUUGAGGCAGAAAUUCUAAACAACCCGCUUGAAAUUUU